AUGGCACACAAGAACCGGUCUACCUAUCCAACUACGUCCACGCAACUCUACUGGGCCGGGGAGCACCUGACCCGAACAGCCUCUGAGCUCGCGAGGCCCUCAGCACUGCCCGGCGAGAAGACAGCAAGCGGGGCUCGCGCCGCGGCCUCGACCUGCUCUGAGAAGAACCUCUCGGUCCUCUGGAGACCACGGGCAGGUGAGGUGGCCCGAGCCGAGCAGCUCGGCGAGCGAGACAGGUCGCGGCGUGCGGCAGCGCAGAGCCGGGACUACCCAGGACGGUCUGCGCAGGCCAGGGCUCCUCGGCUCGGGGGGCGGCGAGCCCGCUCCGGGGGCCCCAAGACGCCCGCCUCCGCCCGGCGCGCGGCAGAGCCGGUGGCCGCCCGGGCUCUGUCGCACUCCGGCCUCCGUGGGAGUUCCCCCCCCGCCACCGGGGCCCAAGUGUCAGCCGCCGCGCGCUCCCCACCUACCUCAGCGCUACCUCAGCGCGCCGCCCUACCUCACGCUCAGCGCGCUCCCCACCUCAGCGCACCCCACCUACCUCAGCGCCCGCCCCAGCGCGCCCCACCUACCUCAGCGCGCCCCCUACCUACCUCAGCGAGCCCCUACCUACUCAGCGCGCCCACCAGCGCACCCCCACCUACCUCAGCGGCGCCCCCACCUACUCAGCGCGCCCCACCUACCUCAGCGCGCCCCACUACCUCAGCGCCCGCCCCCACCUCAGCGCGCCCCCCCCUACCUCAGCGAGCCCCCGCACGCGCGCCCCAGACCCAACCCAGCGCGCCCCCACCCUACCUCAGCGCCCGCCCCCCCAGCGCGCCCACCUACCUCAGCGCGCCCCCCACCUUCAGCGCGCCCCACCUCAGCGCGCCCCAGCCCCCCAGCGCGCCCCCACUCAGCGCACCCCCCACCUACAGCGCACCCCCAGCCUCAGCGCACCCCCAACCUCAGCGCACCCCCCACCUACCUCAGCGCGCCCCCACCUACCUCAGCGCCCGCGCGCCCCCACCUACCUCAGCGCCCGCCCACCUCAGCGCGCCCCCCACCUACUCAGCGCCCACCUACCUCAGCGCGCCCCACCCUCAGCGCGCCCCCCCACCUACCUCAGCGCGCCCCCCACCUACCCAGCGCGCCCCACCUCAGCGCGCCCCCACCCACCUCAGCGCCGCCCCACCUACCUCAGCGGCCCCCACCUCCAGCGCGCCCCCACCUACCUCAGCGCGCCCCCCACCUCAGCGCUCCUCAGCCGCGCGCCCACCUACCUCAGCGCCCGCCGCCCCACCUCAGCCGCCCCCACCUACCUACCUCAGCGAGCCCCACCUACCUCAGCGCGCCGCGCCCCGCCUCACCUACCUCAGCGCGCCCCCACCUACCUCGCGCCACCCACCUCAGCGCGCCCCCACCUACCUCAGGCGCCCCCACCUCAGCGCACCCCACCUACCCUCAGCGCGCCCCCCAACCUCACCCCAGCGCACCCCCACCCACCCUCAGCGCGCCCCCCACCCUACCUCAGCCCACCCCAGCGCGCUCCCACCUCAGCGCGCCCCGACCUACCUCAGCGCGCCCCCCACCUACCUCAGCGCACCCCCCACCUACCUCAGCGCCGCCCCACUCAGCGCACCCCCCACCUACCUCAGCGCAGCCCCCACCUACCUCAGCGCACCCCCCCCUACCUCAGCGCGCCCCACCUCACGCACCCCACCUACCUCAGCGCGCUCCUCCAGCGCGCUCCGUACCUACUCAGCGCACCCCCACCUCCUCAGCGCUCAGCGCACCCCUCACCUACCUCAGCGCGCUCCUCACCUCAGCGCACCCUCACCUACCUCAGCCGCUCCUCGCAGCGUACCUACCUCAGCGCGCUCCCCUCCCCAGCCCGCUCCCUACCUCAGCCCACUCGGGCGCGCUGCCCGGGAGGUUAACUCCGACCCUGCCUCACCGCAGCUUUCCGUCUCCACCCACAGCACCCGGAGAACUCACGUGACCCCCUUCCCGAAAACAGCGGCUCCCCGCCUCCGCGCGGGCCGGCCGGCCAGAUUCCCUGCCAGGAGGAGGGAGGGCUGGGCCGCCGCCGCUCCCGGAAGUGACGUCACGUCGAGGGCGCCGCCUCAGGGC
Molecule: messenger RNA, 2109 nt
Organism: Capra hircus (goat)
Lineage: Eukaryota; Metazoa; Chordata; Mammalia; Artiodactyla; Bovidae
Product: extensin-like
Exons: 2
Source: RefSeq, a predicted model, not a curated record